GAGGAGGAGGAGAUCCACUUCCGCAUGUGAGCAGGACCUGGCCACUCCAGCAUCACUUUCCACUCAGGAACGGAUGCAUCGGCCCCGACAGUGCGGAGGAUAAGGAACAAACGAAGGAGGAGAAUCAGAUACCAGUUUCCCCCACUGACAUCACGGGCCGUUGUGGAGAUGGCGAACGGGGACGUGGGGGUGUCUGUGUGCGUUCUCGUGGGGGUGGUCCUGCUGUGCGAGGCAUCCCGCAGGCUGCUGAAGAAGAGUGCACUGUUCGCGGAAACCGCACUUGAGGUGUACGCUGUGGAGUUUGUAUCCACGUUGCAGCUUUGCUGUUGCACGCAUGAGCUCAAGCUGUUGGCCGAGGUAGGACGCGUGGAGCCGCGACUCUCGCUGACGCUCACUUACCUGGCGUGCGUGGUACACGGGCUCACCUUCGGCGGCGCGCUCGGUAACGCCUGCGGCGCGCUCGAGCGUGCCUGCAGCAAAAGGAUCGCGGGCAGGUGUGCCCUGCAACGGGUCGCGUGUCAGUUCGCUGCGGCGUGCGUGGCUCGCGCGGUGGUGCCACAGGUGUGGGGUCUCGGUCUCUCGGACCUCCACCUGCGACACAAGCUCCUCGGCUUCCGGUGCAUCAGCCAGAUCCGUGCUACUCUACCGCACACCGCCGCGGUGGAGUUCGCGGGCGCCUUCUGCGUGCAGACCGUGAUUUCCCGCACGCAGGCGGUGGAGGAGAAAUACCGUGUGCACUUGAUCGCGGUUGUCGUCACCACUCUGGUGUACGCAGGUGGUAGUGUGAGCGGGGCAGUGUUUAACCCCUCGCUGGCCUUCUCUACCCAGUUCCCCUGCAGUGGGAACUCCUUCCUGGAGUACAGUCUGGUGUACUGGGCGGGUCCACUGCUAGGAAUGUUGACGUCGUUGCUGGUGUUUGGCCCAGUCGUUCCGAUGUUGUGGCCGACUUCGGACCCCACUCCCUACCGCCCUCUGGAGACUAAGAAGGGGAAAUGAGAAGAAUGACCACCACUGUGGGGGGGUCAGAGGGAAACAUCGAGACAUUCAUGAGCACUGAAGGUCUAUAACCACAGGUGUAGAUCCACCUCUGGCGAAGCAGGGCAUUGCAAAGCUCUUUCUGAUUGGCUGAACUGGUGUCAGGUAUUUGCAUGAUGAGUAUGACAACUGAUUAGUGGUGCCAUGUGUUGUUUGGGACGUUUUGACUAAGCAUGGUUUACUAUUCCAUUUUAUUUAAAAAGGGGUGAAUAUGUUGGUACCUUGCACAGAGCACUUCUUUAUCAAUAGGUUAUUAGAUAAGGACUAUAGACACUACUGUAACUACUUGAUAACUAGUUUAUGUUGAUACACUGGCUAAGAUAUCCAUUAGGAUUAUUUGAGUUAAUGAGCAUAUGACAAAUAAUUAAACCUCAAAAUUUUAUUAAAUGUAUGGAAAAGUUACGACUAAUCACCUAUUCACUGUGAAGAUUUAUAUGUUUCACUGUAAUGCGAGUAGUGCAUAGUAAUGUUUCUUUGAAUGUUGUUUUCAAAGCACACAAUCACUUAUUAACUGCCACGGGUGACAUUGCAAUUUGUUUCUGAUUGGCACCAAGGGAUGUCGCUUCCAAUGAAGAGAUCCAAGAAACUGAAACCGACUUGGGGACCACAAACUGUAAUAGAUGUCCCAAGAAUCAUGUACUAUUGAAGUUUGAUUUUCUAUGCGAAGCUUUACAACAUUCCAUUAUGAAUUUAUUAUUUUUUAUAUCUUUCAUUUGGUGUUCGAGGAUUUGACCCUGCUGAAGUGCCGUUUGGCAAGGCUUUUAAAGAAACUAGCUGCUGGUUCUGUUCGUUUUGACAAGACAAUUUAAAAUGCGAGACAAAUGUUCAACUGUUAUAACAAGUCUAUAAUUCACUUUAUUUGUAUGUUUGUCUAUUCAUUUAAUGUCAAAUAAAACUAUCGAACUUGAAUUAUGAAAAA
Gadus macrocephalus (Pacific cod) is the source of this 1954-nucleotide messenger RNA. It is a transcript of the gene aqp11, whose product is annotated as aquaporin 11. Gene Ontology annotation, molecular function: channel activity. The transcript has 3 exons. The record is from RefSeq and is a predicted model, not a curated record. Bases 169 to 996 code for a protein of 275 amino acids. Lineage: Eukaryota; Metazoa; Chordata; Actinopteri; Gadiformes; Gadidae. Gene Ontology annotation, cellular component: cytoplasm.